AUUGCUAUCGACCUAGCGAGGGUCAGACUGCACGCCGUUUUGCGCUCCGUAUGCUUGGAGAGACGUCUCUGUAAAAGAGAGAGAAAAAGUAAUAAUAAGUUAAAAGUCGUUGAAAGUGAAGGACAAAGAUAUUGUCAGUGAAAGAGAGUGGUAUAACAUUGCAUUUGAACUUUUAACGUAUGAGAAAGGGUUUGGCUAAGAUUUGAGUGCGACCGUAAAGAAGAGAAAUUUGUUAUCUGCGACCUCCUGUGGUGUACCGGAAGAAAGGGAUUAAGCGGGGUGGGUGGGGGAAGUGAUCGUCUCCCGAGGAUAUAUUUUUUUCGUCGUUCGGUAACUGAAAAAAGAAUAAUUAAAAGUGUGUCGCACCAUCUUCCCAAUUCCUCGUGUAACCAAAGCGCCCGGCAUUAUUUUUCCUUUGGCGAGCUUCUUCUUUGGCUAAAACCUUUUAACACAUCGCGUUGAAUUUGCGGGGUUUUGUUUAUAUCCAAAAAAGCUUGAGAAGGAGAGACGAAGAGUUCGCGGACCCCGGGGUCCGGAAUAAUGGACUCGCCCGUCAUCCUGGACACCGCCCCCGAAUUUGGCCGAGGGAUCGAAAUGGACCGCGUGUUCCCUCGUCUACCACAUACACCAUUCGCAAUGGCGUAGUCAACCCCAAUCACGCUCACCCGGUUUAAUUAUCGGCUGCUUUACGGGCGGAGUCGUUACGUCGUCUUCACUCGCAUUAUCCUAACCUCAUGUUGGUAGAGGUGCAGUAAUGAAUUGGACUUUUGACGGAGGACAAGAAAGUAAUUUGGGAUUUCCGUUUGACGACGACGCUGGAUUUGGACGUCGUACCGAUAUUCGCGCGCAUCUCGACGACUUGGCGUCACGACAUCCGGAAUUUGCUGAUCACCUUCUUGGACCACCCUGGGGCGACAUACCGUUCCAUGGUACAUUGAGGAAUCGUCGUCGCGGUUCUGGAACCGGCAGCUACCAGGGUCAUCCGGACGAGGACGCGAGGAGUCAGGCCAGUGGGAGUAGUGCAGCUAGCGCCGCGAGCGGCGCCAGUGGUGUGAGCUCGCACGGCGAACCGGAGGUUCAUCAUAAUACAACGCAGCCUGAGGAGACUGUGAGCCAGGAUACUCGUCGCAAUCCUAUACCGCAGUACGGUCUCAGAAACACUGUGGAUAUAGGUCAGCAUCGACACAAUAUGGAGAAUCCUGAUAAGGCUCUUCGUGGGCAGCGUUCCAUGUCGGCGCCACCUGAGAAUCGGCAGCCACACUUUCAGCAACAGUAUCCGCAACGUCAGUUUCAACAGCCACAACAGUUCCAGCCACCUCAGGAACCACAGUCUCAACAGUCACAGCAACAACAGACGCCACAGAAUCAGAGAUUUGUCUCCAGAGUGGAUAUUACACCUCAGCAACAAGCUGAAGCUGCUGGUAAGCCACCCAUGUCGCCAAAGACUCAACAACCUCAGCAACAGCAGCAACCGCAACAGCAGCAGCAGCAGCAGCAGCCUCAGCAGCAACAACAAAAAUCUGGACAGCAGGGUAAUGUCAGGCAUAUCCCUAUAUUCGUUGAAGGCAGAGACGAACCUGUGAUACCAAGAAAUGUGGAAGAACCAGCGUUCCCAAGACAGCAACAGUCUCCGCCGCAAUUCACACGACAACAACAAUCUUCACCGACCUUCCAGCAGACACCGCCUCAGUUCCACAGGCCAUCACAUUUCAAUCAACACUUUGGAAACAAACAGAACCCGUGGCCACCCCAGUUCCAGGAUCACUUUUACCAGCAACAGGCACCUUUUGAACAGCCUCGGUGGUCACAUUCUCAGCAGCAACAACCACCACAGCAGCAGCAUCAACAACCACAACAAAAGCCACCCAAUAAUUAUCAGCAACAGCAACAUCAACCGCAAAAACAACAGCAAAAGCAACACCAAGGAGAACAACAAUCAGAAGAACAACCGGAACCCGUGAAACUGAAACAGGUGCAGCCUAAAGAACCUCUAGAAAAGGUUGCCUUAGUGCAAAAGGAAGUUGACUCUUUGGCAGAUCAAGUCAAGGCGUACAAUGGAGAUUCCAGACAGGACAAGCAGUACAUGUACCUAGAUGAAAUGCUCACCAGGGAACUGAUCAAACUCGAUGACAUUGAAACUGAAGGCAAGGAAAAUGUAAGACAGGCUCGCAAGGUAGCUAUUAAGAGUAUACAGGACUGCAUCAGUCUCCUGGAGUCAAAGGUACCUCUACCAGGUCAGCAAAAACCUGAAAAGGAGUCCCAAAUGUCUGAAGACAAUACUACCAGUGAGUCGAUGGAAACAGAACAGGAGGUAAAUACUGUAGAGGAUAAUGGAAAGGCAAUUCCUCUACCGGCAGCACCAGGUUCACCGACCAAAGACACCUCGAAUCCAGAAAACAAGACUGCCAAUCAGGAACAGGAAAACGCAACAACAGACAAGACUGUCAAUCAAUCUGAAAACAUUGAACAAACAUUCGCCAAAUCGUCAGAACCCACUGAGAGUACGCCAGCUACUAAGGAUCUUUCGAAUACCCCAAUGGAAGUACAUCAGGAACAAUCCGUACCACCUAAGGAGGCUGCUCCUGCAACGGAAACCAAGGAAAUCAGCAAAACGGAAGUUAAUACUAAUACUGAAAAAGAAGAAACGAAGGGAGAAGACGACAAGAUAUGUAAGAAAGAAGAAACCUCAGCGCAACCUACGGAGAAGCCUGCAAAGUCGCCGAAGACGACCAAGAAGGUAAAGAAGACUAAGAAACAACAAGUUCCCGUUUCCGAAGAGGCGAUACCUUUGCCAGGGCCGAAAGACAACCAACAACCUACGUCUAAAUAAAUUCGUAGUAAUGAUGAUCACCCUCAUCGUGCCAUGGAUUUUAAACGCGAAAAAUUUUAAACACGUGUAUGCGCAUGUGCAUCUAACGACACUUUACAAAUUUUUAUGAAACGAUUAAAUGAACAAACAUAUACGACUUAAAAAGAAAAAAAAAACUUCCGUGACUCUUCGGUCAGAAUUCUCGCACGACCUGCAUCUUGUUCUUUUGUCUAGAAUUAAAUCGCGUAAAUUUACUAUAUAUUAUUUAUAAUUUAUUGUAUGUCCUUUGUAGAUAAGGGUCGAAGUGCGUAUACAUACUUGCAUAUGGAUGUAGUAAUCAUCUUUAGUACAAGGCUUAUGUAUACAUAGAUGGUAUAUAUGUGUAUAUGUGUUCCGACAGAAAGAAAAAAAAAUUAAAAAUGAAAAAAUGCGUCUUCUCCAACGAUCGAAUUUAUAUUAUUGUAAACUUUUUCAAAACUGCUAAGAAAAUAUUUUAAAUCUAUUAGUCAGUCGAAUAUACUCCUUUACAAGUUUCUUUGGCCUGUAUAAUUAGCACGUCAAUCUUUCUGAAAUACUCUGUUUUUGAAAACGUCUCUCAUGAUUGGUUAUCGAAUGACUUAAUAUACAUGUAUGUAAUUAAUAAUCAUUAUAUCAUUGAAUCUACGCGCUUUUAUGCGUGCAGAGUUAUUGCAGAUAAUCCGUGCCUUGUUCAACAAUGAAGAAUAAAAAAAUAAUUGAAAUGUCCUACAACAAUUCCUAGCCGAAAAAUAAACGUUAUUGCGCGAUAGCUUGACUUCCAUUGUACUGUUUAAGCCGCUUUUUUGACAUCUUAAUAAAGUGAAAGAAAAGCAAGAAAGUUAAGCCAACGUUUAGAGUGAUAUUAGUUUCCAGUAGAUAUCUUGGCUAGUCGUUCUUUCAUUGAGAGUAAGAGAAUUUAAGAGUGAAAGAAGAGAGAAAUACAGGAGAAAGUCUCUUGAAGCGAUUGGUUGGGUACUCCAUUGUUACAUGAUGACAUACGAAUGCUGUUUUUUAUCCUCUUGCAGGAUGAGAACAACGAAUCACUUUUGUUUCUUCUUUUCUAUAAGAUAUUACCUUAUUAUAAUAAUACCUAGAGACGAUAUAUAUAUACUUUGCGCCUACAUUUUGUAUUGUUCUGAGAUAAGUAGAGUGUUGUACAAAUGCCCAGAGCAGAAGUGUAAUUAUUUUAUCAAGAAGCGUAAUCGAAGUAAAAAUAUAAACUUAUCCUUCCACUUU
Cephus cinctus (wheat stem sawfly) is the source of this 4063-nucleotide messenger RNA. It is a transcript of the gene stv, whose product is annotated as BAG domain-containing protein Samui. Lineage: Eukaryota; Metazoa; Arthropoda; Insecta; Hymenoptera; Cephidae. Gene Ontology annotation, molecular function: protein-folding chaperone binding. The coding region runs from base 755 to 2830 and encodes 691 amino acids. The record is from RefSeq and is a predicted model, not a curated record. The transcript is spliced from 3 exons.